AUUGAAACCAUCGCUAGCUCUCGCGUCGGCCUCCCAGGCUUGCCUUGCACGAUGCCACGCAAGAAGGCAGAGCCCGCCAUACCGUCCGACUUUGUGCCGUUCAAGUUCAGCUCGGUGCAGCAGCCCAUCGGUCAGCUGAACUGCAAGGCCGUCAACACGACCUUUGGCAAAACCGAAGCAUCCCAGCUCGUCAACCGUCGUCCUGCGCCCUUCGUCUGGGAUGGCGAGCGUGCAGAGAAGCGCACGAAGCUAGCAGAGCAGUAUGCGCAGCAGAAGCAGCGGAAAGCAGUGAGCAAUGGCCCGGCGGCUAACCAGACGGUCCCUGUAGCUCAAGCAGCGAACACUGCGACGGAUGGGGACGAGCCAGAAGGGUAUGGACUUACGCCAGACAAGAUCAUCAUCAUCCAUCCAGGCUCUCGCAACCUCAGGAUAGGCAGGGGAAGCGACGCUUUGCCCUUGACCGUGUCGAACUGCAUUGCUCGCCGAGUCAGCCGGCCGCCAGGCACAGCCAAUGGACAUGCCGACGAGCAAGAGCAUGAGAGUGAGAAGAGCAAGCUGCUUGAUGAGCAGAUCCUCUUCCUCCGGUCGGAGCUCAGAGAGCGGCUGAGGAUGCUCAAGCUACGCACACAGCCGAAUGGCAUUCAGCUCGCAAAGAGUUAUAACGAGCAGACUCAACCAGAGAUGGUGCCCGAGCAUAACGAUGCCGGCCGGAUGGACUGGACGGACGUAGAAGAACUCAAAAGGCCUGCCUAUGUCGUAGGCGACAAAGCUUUGCGGAUACCCGACCCCAAAGCGCAAGGCUACGAGCUUCGCUGGCCGCUAGUACGAGCGCGCCUCGACUCCAGCCUCUACGCGAGUCCGAGAGAGAUGAUGGCCGAUAUAGAAGCGAUCUGGACGAGCACGCUCGAGGAUGAAUUGGAUAUCCCGGCACGCACAUUUCCAGAAUACUCUUGCAUUCUCAUCGUGCCAGAUCUGUGCGAGUACGACUACGUUCGGGAGAUGUGUGACAUGGCCUUCAAGAGUAUGGGCUUCAAGUGCCUGCUCAUCCAACAAGAAUCUCUCUGCGUGACCUUUGGCGCCGGGCUGUCGUCAGCUUGCGUGGUCGAUAUGGGAGCCCAGAAAGUAUCCGUCUCUUGCGUCGAAGACGGCCUCGUCUUGUCUGACACAAGGAUCACCUUGGCCUAUGGUGGCGACGAUGUGACGCGCGUGUUCUUCGACUUGCUGCAAAGAGCCAGCUUUCCUAUCAAGGAUAUCGACUUGGCACGAUCAUACGAUUGGCAGCUGCUCGAUUGGCUCAAGGAGAACUGCUGCAUUCUGAAUGAGUCGGACGCAAGCCUGAAUUUGUAUAAUUUCCAUCUCCGCCGACCACACGUCACUGGCGCGACACCAAAGUACACCAUCAGACUCUUUGACGAGGUCAUACUGGCACCUAUGUGCCUGUUUUGGACACCAAUCCUAGACUUUGAAAGCAAGCGAGCAAAGCCUCGCAUGUCUUGGCAAAAGCCGACCGAUGAGGUCGAUGAGCUCAUGGAGACCGAUUGUGACGCUACCACUCAGGCGAUGCGAAACAGCACACGCUAUUUGCAUCCCGUCAUUGCCCAGCCAGUCUUACCAUCUGCGUCGCUCGUUCUGCAGGCGCUCGAAAACGAAGGCCCAUCUAGCGUGCUCAAUGCCUCCGCCACGCCAGAACCUACGCCGACGCCUGCUCCGAAUGGAGAUAUGACACCAGCUGCCCCGUCAGGUGCGACGCUUGCCGUGCCGCAGACGCCCCGGGCGCAACCCACGCCAGAAAGCGCUCUGCCGAGCUCUACAAGCACGUCUCCGCCUACAAUGCGCAAGGAAGAAUCUAGUGCGCCUCUGCAGCCUGCCAUCUCGACUAUCAGCAUCAGCAAAGACAUGACUCGCUCGAGCAGUCCCGCAAUGCAAGCGUCGCCUCAGCCUCAGCCAGUGCCGCCAGUCGAUGUCGACUAUCCCUACAUUGAUGUCGCUUUCGAGUCGUCCAAGACGUCCGUCGAUGGCGGCAUUUAUGAGAGCAUCAUGACUUCGAUCUCGGAGGAGCGGCUCAAACGAUUCUUGGGUAAUCUCAUACUCGUUGGCGGUACGAGUCUGCUGCAUGGCAUGCCAUUCGCCGUGCAAAGCCGUCUGGCCGGUCUUGUCAGCCUACGCUCAGCAGCGCUGGCCCAAUCUAUCGCCAUCACAGCGCCGCCCCGAGAGAUAGACGCUCGAAUUGUCGCGUGGAAAGGGGCUGCCGUACUGGCGCGGCUCGAUUCGCCUGCGAUAGUCGAGCAGUGGAUCAGGGAUACAGACUACGAUAUCUUUGGCACUCGUGCUUUCAAGGAUCGCUGCCUCUUCCUGUGAUGUUCCUCUCUAUGAUGCAAUGCAGACAGAUGAUACAAGCACUAGCUUCGGUACUGUGUCGCCCGAGUGUCAGUGGAUGCAUCGGAAAAGGAGCGCACACUUACGUCCGCAUUAAUCGAGAUGUACUCUUUGCUCAAAUCACAUGUGUAGCUGCCGUUCAAGUCAGCCUGCGCAAAGAAAAGGCAAAGAUUACUGACUAUGCAGCGCUCUGAUCGCCCAGUCCGAGUUGCACGCGGAUUUCGAUCUCGUCCUCGAGCAGCAUCUUGUGUGCU
Molecule: messenger RNA, 2630 nt
Organism: Mixia osmundae IAM 14324
Lineage: Eukaryota; Fungi; Basidiomycota; Mixiomycetes; Mixiales; Mixiaceae
Exons: 5
Coding region: 52-2358 (768 amino acids)
Biological process (GO): double-strand break repair; regulation of DNA-templated transcription
Cellular component (GO): Ino80 complex
Source: RefSeq, a predicted model, not a curated record